Mucor mucedo is the source of this 1336-nucleotide messenger RNA. RefSeq lists its product as uncharacterized. The record is from RefSeq and is a predicted model, not a curated record. The transcript has 4 exons. The annotation marks the transcript as partial. NCBI's taxonomy places the organism in Eukaryota, Fungi, Mucoromycota, Mucoromycetes, Mucorales, Mucoraceae.
GUUCCGAUCCGGCCCCCUGAAUAGCCAUUUUUUCUUUCUCUUUCUCUAUUUGUAUAGUCUAGUUUAUGCAAACAACAUUUUUUCUCUCUCUUUCAAAUCAUGAGCAGCAGUGCCGAUUAUCUACUAGAUUUGACUCAAGACGAUAUUACAGCUUUAGCAGAGAAUGUAGAUCCAUAUGGUGAUUCACAGUCUGAAGAUGAACUACCUGAUUCUUCAGUCUGUGCUGUCAAACACACUAUGGAAAAAGACCAGGCACUUCGUUCAAUGCCUACUAUGAAUAGUGCAGCCAAAGUAGUCAAACAUGUAGAUCAAACAUCAAUUACUAUUGCUGAGCAUAAAAGUAAACAAGGUAUUUUGCUUAAAGAUAACACCGUGUAUGAAUCAUCCUUUUAUUGUCAAGCGACUUGCCAUCAAUACAUGUCUUACGAGUUGUUGUCAUCUUUUCAACAUGAACCAUUUGAUCUAAACAAAUUAGACAUUGUAUUAGACCCAAACAGUGUAUUAUCUAUCCGCAUCACAUGUACCUUAAAUGGCUUGAAUACUUUAAAGUAUCCUUCAUGGAUCGAAAUCUCUUUAAAUAAGCUGAUGGAAAGCACUGACUUUAUCAAACUACAAUCAUUUUGUAAAGGUGACUUAUUUCAGUACAAGAUUGACAAGGCAUUUGCCUCAUCACCACUUUCGUACUUGCUACAAAAGAAGGCACCACACGGUGUCCUAAAGAGUUUACACAUUCAUCUUGAUUGGAUAACAAAGGACAGUGUGAUGUUUCAAUUAGCUUGGAAUCAUGAUUUUAAAAUAGAAUCCAUAUCUAAUUAUUUCCAAGAAGUCUUGAGUGGCAUCUUAACCAAAAGAAUAUUUCGUCAUUAUCCCCUUAUCUUUUCUGGGGCAUUUGUGAAGAGGAUUGUACCUGUUAUAUCCCAUCUACCCCAAAUAGCCCAGUCAUUACAAAAAAUAAUUAAAACAUCCAAAGAUACUUGCCAAAACAAUGGGUUUAAUGACAGUUUGACAGAUAAAUUAAAGAUGGUUGAGAAGAACAUGGGUGUUUUGAGGCCCCAUACAUCAUCAGUAGUAGAUCAAGACGAGGAGAAUAAAGAAGCCUUGUUAACAAAUCUGAUUCUGGGAUUAUAUUAUACAACUACAAAAAGUGCUAAAGAUGACCAGAUUAAGAGCAUCCCUAAAACACUUGUGGUAAAAACUAGAAACACGCCUGAUGCAGUUGAAGCAGUAACAAAAAUUUGGUCGGUCACCACCUUAAAUAAUCCAUCCUCAUUAAUUGAUGAGUAAAAUGUUUCAUCUAAAUAAAGAAUUUGCCUGAAUUUUUAAAUUGCAAUGGUGU